UGGAGAUGCUGUAAGACCUGUGUUAUUCCUUCUUCCUAAUUUUUCCAUGCAUAUUCUUCGACCACACGAACAAGAUCACCAGCAAGCUCCACCAUGCGUCUAUCUCUUUUUUUAACAAGUGUCCAGAUCUAUUUUUAUAUUUUUUACACUCUCCCAGUCUCUCUCUCUCUCUCUCUCUCUCUCUCUAUCAGUCCAUUAUUUUCUAGGAUUUUCACAAAAGAAGCGCCAACGAAUUUGGAUCCAAAACUCUACUCUCCAUCUUUAUAAUUAUCACAUCAUCACCAGCACAGAAUAUUAAGAAAAGGGCUUGAAUUGAUAGUGAAGCAUGUCAUUGAUGCUUGUUUCUCUAGUUAAAUCGAACCUUUUUUGUACAGGGUUAAAGUUUGGGAUAGAAAAGCGAUGGAUAGGCUCAAGGCUCCUGCUCGCCUCAUGAUAGUUUCGGAUCUUGAUCACACAAUGGUUGAUCAUCAUGAUCCCGAGAACAUGUCUCUUCUUAGGUUCAAUGCCUUAUGGGAGGCCUGUUAUCGUAAUGAUUCUCUGCUAGUUUUCUCCACUGGAAGAUCACCUACGCUUUAUAAGCAGUUGAGAAAAGAGAAACCCAUGUUAACACCUGAUAUAACCAUAAUGUCUGUGGGAACUGAGAUCACGUAUGGCACCUCCAUGGUGCCUGAUGAUGGUUGGGUUGAAGUUUUGAAUCAGAAAUGGGACAGGAACCUAGUCACUGAGGAAACAAGCAAGUUUCCUGAACUUACUCUUCAGUCAGAAACAGAGCAACGGCCUCACAAGGUCAGCUUUUAUGUUGAUAAAGCCAAUGCUCAGAAUGUGACGAAGGCGCUAUCAGAGAUAUUUGCAAAACGUGGGUUGGAUGUCAAGAUAAUUUAUAGUGGUGGAAUGGACCUGGAUAUACUACCCCAAGGUGCUGGCAAAGGACAAGCUCUUGCGUAUUUACAUAAGAAGUUUAAGACUGAAGGAAAACUACCUGCCAAUACUCUUGUUUGUGGUGAUUCUGGAAAUGAUGCCGAGCUGUUCAGCAUUCCAGAUGUACAUGGAGUGAUGGUUAGUAAUGCACAAGAAGAGUUGUUGCAGUGGCAUGCUGAAAAUGCUAAAGGCAAUGCUAAAAUAAUUCAUGCAACCGAGCGGUGUGCAGCUGGGAUCAUACAAGCUAUUGGUCAUUUUAAACUUGGUCCCAAUACUUCUCCAAGAGAUACAACCAACCUUUCAUACUUUGAGUCGGAAAACAUCAGUGCCAGUAGCGAAAUAGUGAGAUUUUUCAUGUUCUAUGAAAGAUGGAGGCGUGCAGAGGUUGAAAACUCGGAGCUAUAUUUGGCAAGCAUGAAAGCUGAUUGUGAUUCAUCUGGUAUUCUUAUCCACCCAUCUGGUGCUGAGCUUUCUCUUUGUGAUGCUUUAAAUGAAAUGAGGAGCUACUAUGGUGACAAACAGGGCCAAAAAUUUCGAGUUUGGGUGGAUCGGGUACUAUCCAUACAGACUGGUUUGGACACGUGGCUAGUAAAGUUCAAUAAGUGGGAAUUAUCAGGGGAUGAGCAGCAAGGUUGUGUGAUCACUUGUAUAAUAAAUAUAAAGAAGGAUGGUGUUUCUGGGGCAACUUACAUGCAUGUGCAUGAAACUUGGCUGGAAGGAUCAGGAGCUAAAGAUCAAUCAACCUGGCUGUUCUAGAUUGUGUUUACAGCUCAAAGCUCAGAUGCAGACAGCUCAUAACCGUCUUCGAAGUUCGAACACAAUAAAAUUAAUCAAAUGAUGAUUUUCAGCUUUGUAAUUUGAUCAUUGUUGUAUGAACAUCAACUUCAUGGUGAUCGGCUAUUACAUAAUAAAUGAAUAUGAUUAAUA
Populus trichocarpa (black cottonwood) is the source of this 1845-nucleotide messenger RNA. RefSeq names its product sucrose-phosphatase 1. Gene Ontology annotation, molecular function: sucrose-phosphate phosphatase activity; magnesium ion binding. The coding region runs from base 400 to 1674 and encodes 424 amino acids. The transcript has 9 exons. Gene Ontology annotation, biological process: sucrose biosynthetic process. The record is from RefSeq and is a predicted model, not a curated record. Lineage: Eukaryota; Viridiplantae; Streptophyta; Magnoliopsida; Malpighiales; Salicaceae.